GGAUACGCUGUUCUGAUCCUUCCUGUAGUGGUUCUUUUGAUAAUUCCAUUGACGAUUGGAGCUCCAUGGACAUAGUUAUAGCCCUACUGAUGAUUCUGUCAAACUAGCACUCGUUUGGCCUGCUUGGAGUGAACGCAUUUCUUCAAUCUUAUCAUCUUUUUCAAGAAAAAAAAAAAUUCUUGUUUGAUUUGUUUGCAUCAUCCUGUCAAAUUAUAUAUAUGGUUGGUUCAUGAUGUGACGACUGAAUUGUUUGUGUCCGCUUGCAUCACCUAUGAUUUCACAUUCGCCUCUUCUCUUCUGGUGCCUUUCUUAUGGUUCUAGCGAUUGACUUGGUGUUUGGUUUCUUUCUGAUGUAUUAUAACCCUAGCACAGUUGCUUACAUUUCUCUUCCUCUUCCUCUUCCUCUUCUGUUGAUAACCAUGCAGAUUCACAGAGCUAUCAGACCACUUUUUCAUUUUACCCUUCUAUUCAGCUUGAGCAGCUCGUCGUCGGUGAAGACAAACGAUGAACUCGCUCUUCUCUCCUUCAAGGAUUCCAUCGCCGGCGACCCCCUUGGAGCACUAGAGUCAUGGAACAACAACACUCUCCAUUUCUGCCAGUGGCGAGGAGUGACAUGCGGCGCAGCUUCUGCGAAUCGACAAAGAGUCAUCGUGUUGGACCUUGAUUCACUCCACCUGGUUGGUUCUAUAUCUCCUUCGAUAUGCAACCUCACCUUCCUCAAAAGGCUCCACCUUCCUAACAACAAUCUCCAAGGACGCAUACCCUCACAGAUUGGCCAGUUGACCCAUCUACAAUACCUCAACCUCAGCUCCAAUUCCCUUGGUGGCGAGUUGCCAAGAAACCUCACUCAAUGCAAGGAUCUCCAAGUUAUCAGUCUCAAUCAGAACAUGUUUGCUGGACCAGUCCCGGCCGAGCUCGGUUCUCUGUCGAAGCUCACUCAGCUACUUCUUUACUCCAACAAUUUCACAGGGGUAAUCCCAUCUUCUCUUGGGAAUAUUUCCUCCCUCACAUUGCUUCUAUUAGCUGAAAACUUCUUGGAAGGGAGCAUUCCAGAGAAUAUAGCAACCAUCUCAGGCUUGGAAUAUUUCAAUGUAGCUGCCAACAUGCUCUCUGGUAAAGUUCCUUCUUCCAUUUAUAACCUUUCGGGACUCUAUUACCUCAAUGUGGGGAACAACCAACUACAUGGAGAUGUUCCAUCAGACAUAGGCCACACACUCCCCAAGCUUCAGUUUCUUGGGAUGUAUGGCAACCAGUUCCAAGGCUCCAUUCCGAGCUCUCUUGCAAAUGCUUCUGGACUUGAGGUAAUUGGCAUGGAUAACAACUCUUUUAGUGGUAUAAUACCCGCAAAUCUAGGAACUUUGAAGAAUCUGUCCUGGCUAAUCCUUAGUAGAAAUAAGCUAGAAAACAGUGAAUUGAGUUUCAUCACUUCUUUGACGAAUUGCACCAAUUUAGUGUAUCUUGAAUUGUAUCGCAAUGAGCUCCGAGGUGUGCUUCCGCGGUCGAUUGCAAACUUCUCUGCGACAAUGAACUGGCUUACUAUCGGACACAAUCACAUAUCAGGAAGCAUUCCUCCUGAGAUUGAGAAUCUCGUCGGUCUCAGUGCACUUUUCAUGGAAGAAAACCUUCUAACUGGUGUCAUUCCUGAUGCCAUUGGGAAGCUUCAGGGUUUAAAUAGCUUGUGGUUAUUCGACAACAAGUUAUCAGGGGAUAUUCCUGUAUCCAUUGGAAAUCUGACGUUGCUGACUCAUCUGUAUCUUCAAGUAAACAAUCUGCAAGGAAGCAUACCUUCAAGUUUAGGCAAUCUGCAGGCUCUUAGCUCAUUGAAUCUUUCCUCCAAUAACCUCAGCGGUGGAAUUCCGAAAGAAGUUGUUACCCUCUCUCUCUCUUGGUACCUUGAUCUGUCAUUUAACUCGCUCACUGGGUCUCUGCCAAUGGAAGUGAGUAACCUGAAAAACCUAAACGAAUUCAACGUUUCUAACAACAAACUGUCGGGUGAAAUCCCUAGCAGUCUGGGUGAGUGCCGAGUUCUGGAUUACUUGUACUUGGGAAACAAUAACUUCGAAGGUAUAAUUCCUCAAUCUUUGAGCAACUUAAGAGGCAUUCAAGAAAUAGAUCUCUCUCAAAAUCGUCUCUCUGGGAGAAUUCCAGACUUUUUUGCGAGUCUUGAUUCAUUGCAGUACCUAAAUUUAUCUUAUAACAAUCUUGAAGGUGCAGUUCCAACAGGAGGUAUUUUUGCAAGUAUUAGUUUUGAUUUGAUCGCAGGGAAUGAUAACCUUUGUGGGGGUCCUUGGACACUACAUCUUCAUCCAUGCAUCAGGCAGGAAACCAAAACGAAGAGCACUUCUGUGAUAAGAAUUGCACUACCAGUUGGUGGUGGAGCUGUGAUUCUCUUCCUUCUAGCUUGCAUAUUGCUCGUUCGAGGUGUGCCGAAUAGGUCGAGAAUGAAAUCAUCAUCCUUGGAGAGUAAUGGGAGCCAAUAUCCCAGAGUAUCAUAUGCUGACUUGCACAAAGCAACCGAUGGAUUCACUUCUUCAAACUUGAUAGGUUCAGGCAGCUUUGGGUCUGUGUACAGAGGAACACACAAUGGACAACUAGUUGCAGUGAAAGUAUUCAAUCUUCAACAAAGAGGAGCUUCAAAGAGCUUCAUGGCUGAGUGCGAAGCCUUGAGAAGCAUACGACAUCGAAAUCUAUUGAAAGUCAUAACCUCCUGUUCCAGCAUCGAUUCUCAAGGUGAAGAAUUCAAAGCAAUCGUGUAUGACUUCAUGCCAAGAGGAAACCUGGAUGAGUGGCUGCAGCUAGAGAGGUAUGAACAUGAGCAGUCAAAGGGACUUAGCCUGGUUCAAAGGCUGAACAUAGCCAUUGAUGUAGCUUCAGCUCUGGAGUAUCUUCAUUGUCAAGGACAAAUUGUCCACUGCGAUCUAAAGCCAAGCAAUGUUCUUCUCGACGAUGACAUGGUGGCUCAUGUAGGUGACUUUGGGUUGGCAAGGUUUCUCGACAGCGACUGUGGCAACUCGUCUACUGCUUCCUCCAUUCCCCUUGGACUUAAAGGAUCCAUUGGAUACGUUGCACCAGAAUAUGGGAUGGGAAGUCAAGUUUCCCCUCUGGGUGAUGUUUACAGCUUCGGAAUACUUCUCCUAGAGAUGCUUACCGGAUUGAGGCCGACCAACGAAUUAUUCAACGACGGCUUAAACAUUCGGAUCUACGCCAAUGAGUCAUUAACCAGGCAAGUCAUUGACGUGGUUGAUCCUAAGUUGUACCUGGAUGAAGACUUGGAAGCUGGUAAGCUGUGUGAACUUUUGACUUCAUUGUUUAGAAUUGGUCUUGGGUGUUGUGAGGAAGAUCCAAGGAAAAGAAUGCAGAUGGUUGAUGUUAUUAAGGAACUACAUUCCUUUAGAGAUUCCAUUGUGGCUCUGUAAAUUUAAAGAUAGAUAAAGCAACUGAACUAUAAUAUGGGUGAUAUUUUUUUUUUGGGCAGCUUGCAUGCAAGAAGCUGUCCUUGUUAUGGAAAAAAAAAAGUGAAAAAAAAUGAUUUAUGUGUGCAGAGCCGGGCAAGGCCAAAAGAUCUGAAGCAAAUCUUUGUUUAUUUAUUGGGUAGCCAAGGAUUUAAAUGUUUA
Molecule: messenger RNA, 3614 nt
Organism: Zingiber officinale
Lineage: Eukaryota; Viridiplantae; Streptophyta; Magnoliopsida; Zingiberales; Zingiberaceae
Product: probable LRR receptor-like serine/threonine-protein kinase At3g47570
Exons: 2
Coding region: 312-3416 (1034 amino acids)
Biological process (GO): protein phosphorylation
Molecular function (GO): ATP binding; protein kinase activity; receptor serine/threonine kinase binding
Source: RefSeq, a predicted model, not a curated record